AUGAGCGGGCCCAUUGAGCUCAACAGCGGGAGCAACGAGUUGAUCAUGUGGUCAUCAUCAAUAUUGAAAUUUUCGGCAUUCAGAUCGUCAAUUUUUUGUAACGAGGGUUCUCCAACGAAUGUUCCGGCAGACGUUCCGCUGCCUGCGCUGGUAGUUGUGUCGGUGUUGUUUUGCGCUUCGUCGUUGAUCAACGUUUGGAUAGACUUUCUUCUAUUUAUAUUAACAUUUUUCAUGAUAUCUUUGAAUUUGGAGUUCAAGUCUCCGGACCCUUUGAAACGUUGA
Molecule: messenger RNA, 282 nt
Organism: Ogataea philodendri
Lineage: Eukaryota; Fungi; Ascomycota; Pichiomycetes; Pichiales; Pichiaceae
Exons: 1
Coding region: 1-282 (93 amino acids)
Source: RefSeq, a predicted model, not a curated record